Molecule: messenger RNA, 1359 nt
Organism: Symbiodinium sp. CCMP2592
Lineage: Eukaryota; Dinophyceae; Suessiales; Symbiodiniaceae
Source: the annotation of a GenBank genome assembly
AUGACGUCGACGAUAUCCGUGACUGAAGACGAGAUCGAUGACUAUCGCGUCGUCAAGCUCUUCCAUCAGGACAAGAAGCGGAAUAAUGCGGUGAAAAGCAACAAGUACAACUGGUACGACUUCGUGCCGAAGAACCUCUUCGAGCAGUUUAGCCAACUGGGCAACAUGUACUUCAUGCUGGUGGCCGUGGGUCAACUCUUCCCGUCCAUCAGCAACACGAAGGGAAAGCCCGCCACUCUGGUCCCUCUGAGCGGAGUCGUGGUGAUGCAGGCCAUCAAGGAUCUCUUCGAAGACUGGCAGCGCAUUGCGUCAGAUCAGAAGGAGAAUAGCAACCUCGCCACCGCAGUCGAUGCCAACAUGGCUGAGAGCUCCAUCGAAUGGGGCCAGAUACGACCGGGGAUGGUGUUGAAAAUCCGCAACGAGGAGAGAAUCCCCGCAGACUGUCUUCUUCUCACCUCCUCCCAUGCUGACGGCCACUGUUGUGUCGAGACUGCAAAUCUGGAUGGUGAGACGAAUCUGAAGAAGAAAACUGCCGCGCUGACGCCUGCCGAACUGGAAUCUGCAGCGCAGAAUGUCCGCUUCGUGGGGGUGGGUGCCGCACCGUGUCUUCGCUGUGAGCCUCCCUCCGGAGACCUCUACGCCUUCCGCAGUUCUUUGGAGCUCACAAACGGCGAGGUUCGCGGACUUGGCGUGAGCACGCUGCUUCUGCGGGGGACUUCUCUUCAGCAGACCGAGUGGGUCUUGGGAAUGGUCGUCUACGCGGGCCACGACACGCGGACACUGAAGAACUCACGCUCCGCUCGGUUCAAGCCCUCGGCGCUGGAUGUGCGUCUCAAUGGAGUGGUUGCCAUGAUUUUCGCGAUCCAGAUGUCCAUCUGCUUGUUCAUUUCCCUGUCUAGCUUCCUGUGGCAAAGUCUCCACGGACACAAGGUGUGGUAUCUGGAGGGCCUCCCUCAGUAUCUGAAUCCAUUGAGGCAAGUUGGCAUUUGGUUCCUCAUGCUGAACAGUAUGGUGCCCAUCUCCUUGAUGAUUACUGUCACCGUGGUCAAGUUCGCACAGGGGAAGAUCAUGUCCCAGGACGAGGGGUGCGGCAGCAACGGCAAGAAUGCCGAAGUCCACACCAGCCAGGUGAUCGACAGCCUGGGGCAGGUAACGCACGUCUUCUCGGACAAGACGGGUACCCUUACGCAGAACGUCAUGGAGUACCGGGCCUGCUCUGUCGGGGGCCGGAUCUACGGCUUGGAGGGCAACCCUUCGGACGAAGAGAUCCUCCAAGAUGCGCAUGCUGCUCGCCUGCAAGCUAGUGGUUUUCUUGGAGGUUCAUGGGUAGUUAUAAGGUUCCUUCAAGGCUUUCUUUAA